CUCCGCGCCACCCGCCCCCGGUGCUCUCUGCGUCCAGUGCGGAGCUGCCGCAGCACUCACCCAGCACCUCUCGCAGCCGCUGCAGCCCAGACGCGCGCCUGGAGCCCGGAGCUCCCCCGAGCUAAGGGUCCGAGCUGAGAGGGCGGCUGGGAAACCGUGAGACAAUCAGAGACUUGGGACCUCUCUCUUGCUGGCAACAGAGAGAAACAGGGAAAGCCCGAGGGGCGCAGGCACAGAGCUGUGGGGUCCGAGGGCAGAGGUCCGCCGCGGCGCGGCAAAGGCAGCCGAGCACCUAGGAGAGUGAGCAGACCGUCCCGGGAUCUGUGUUCUCCCAGCUGGCCGGAAGGCACCGACUCUCUGGGUCAGUUUCAGGCAGGGCGGGAGAAAAGCUCCAUGGAAGCGCUGGUUAGCGCAGGUCCGCGCGAAGCCAAGUGAGGAGGUCCAACAGGGGUCGGCAGGACCCGCGGGCCAUGUACGGCGACGUGUUCAACGCCACGGGCGGCCCCGAGGCGGCGGUUGGCGGUGCUCUGGCCCCGGGAGCCACCGUCAAGGCAGAGGGCGCUUUGCCUCUGGAGCUGGCCACCGCGCGCGGUAUGCGGGAUGGCACGGCCACAAAGCCCGACCUGCCCACCUACCUGCUGCUUUUCUUCCUGCUGCUGCUCUCGGUGGCGCUCGUCGUCCUCUUCAUCGGCUGCCAGCUGCGCCACUCGGCCUUCGCCGCGCUGCCCCACGACCGUUCGCUGCGCGACGCCCGUGCUCCCUGGAAGACUCGGCCGGUGUAGUGGUGAACUGAGCCAAGGUCGCUGGGUGCACUGUCCAGGUCUCGCCAAGGCACUCCAGCAUGAACCCGGCAGAGCGGGAUUGAUAUCUGAGGUUGCAGGUCCCUGGGAACACUUUGCUCAGACCCUUUCCCACCUAGAGCGGCAACCGAAAAGUAAAAAGAGAUGAAGGCGUUUGGAGGCUGCGCAGGGUCCCUAGCCCAGUACCUGAAAGGGUGUCUUUCUUCCCGGGGUCCAGUGUUUCUUCCCCUGGACAGAGGGUGCAGUCGGGGAACCAUCUUGAAAGACAGUGUGCCCACUUGGGCGCAGAAGCCUGGCCUGCUACCGAAGGGGCAGGCACCGCCGGUACACAACUAGCCAGGAGCUGCGCGUCCGGACUCCCAGGCCCUGUGAAUAUUUCUCUCGGAGGAUGCUACAACCUUUCUUGGUCCUUGGCACUGAGAAUCCCCCCAGGAUCCUAGCGUGAACUCAGUCGGACUUUGGAAUGAUGUUCAUAGGGAACCGCGUUCCCCUAGGGACAUGAAAGGACGCGGAGUUUCAGUGGGUCCCGGCUAGGUCCAAAUAACCCAAUUCCUUCAGGCAGGGAUCGAGAGGGGGCCGGUGGAGAGGCACACAG
Messenger RNA from Sciurus carolinensis (gray squirrel), 1395 nucleotides. RefSeq names its product small integral membrane protein 32 (gene Smim32). Bases 471 to 782 code for a protein of 103 amino acids. Lineage: Eukaryota; Metazoa; Chordata; Mammalia; Rodentia; Sciuridae. The transcript has a single exon. The record is from RefSeq and is a predicted model, not a curated record.